Messenger RNA from Octopus bimaculoides (California two-spot octopus), 1312 nucleotides. Its product is annotated as renal glandular kallikrein. Gene Ontology annotation, biological process: proteolysis. Gene Ontology annotation, molecular function: serine-type endopeptidase activity. Lineage: Eukaryota; Metazoa; Mollusca; Cephalopoda; Octopoda; Octopodidae. The record is from RefSeq and is a predicted model, not a curated record.
UGUAUAAUACAAUGUAAAUAUCUUUUCACAGGACUAUGGUCCUGACACACAUGUAUCUAAGGUUUCUAAAUACAUUCAUCAUCCUGGUUUUGUCAUGGCAGACCUACAUAAGAAAAACAAUGAUAUUGCAUUAUUGAAAAUGUCCAAUCCGGUGCCAAGUAAAGAUUUUCAACCGAUUAUUAUUGGUCCACCAAAUAUUCCGAAAAUAGGGGACAUGUGCAUGGCUAUGGGAUGGGGGUGUGAUAAAUAUGGGUCAGAGCAACCAACACAAAAUGAGCUUUAUGAAGUUAUUUUACCAAUUCUUUCAUUGAGCGAAUGCUCCCAGACAUUUAGCGAACUAUGUAGUGGGAACACGUCAACGAAAAUAUGUGCUGGAUAUUUUGAACGAGACAGAGGAAUAUGUCCGGGCGAUAGUGGCGGACCCUUAAUCUGUCGUUUUAAGCAAGAAUGGGUACUUUCAGGGAUCACGUCAUUUACUCUCAGUCACCUUCCGGCAAUCUUCACGAAAGUAACAUCCUAUGAAAAAUGGAUUAACGAAACUAUAUACAACGAUUUCAAAGAAAAUUCAGACCAGUUAGCAGACGAAGACCGACAUGAAAUUUUUCCACAUUAUAUAAAGCGAAUUUCUGGGAAUUAAAAUGAUCGACCUAUCACGUAUAAUAAUCUUAAUACUAUAAUAAACCGCAAUUACUACUGCUCUAUUUUUACAAUCGUAAAUAUUAUUGGUUUGCUUGCGUAAAAUCAACUUCAUCUGAUUCUCAUUCCAAACGAAAAUAAAUAUAUCUCCUAAAUGAGAAUGCCCAAAGACGGUGUGAUUUCGCCAAGUGACAAUAUAUGUUUAUAAAAACAAUUAAAUGCAUGUUCUAUUCCACUACAACAAAAAUACUCAGAAUAGUUUAUAGAUUUGAAGUAGCUUAAAACUUACUACUAUAUCAUAUAUACGACAUCUUAACACUAUGUUUGUGAAGGCGCAUGGCUCAGUAGUUUGAGCGUCGAGCUUACGAUCGUGAGGUUGUCUGUUCGAUUCCUGGACCGGGCUGCGUAUUGUGUUCUUGAGCAAGACACUUUAUUUCACGUUGCUCCAGUUAACUCAGCUGUAGAAAUGAGUUGCGACAUCACUGGUACCAAGCUGUAUCGGUCUUUGCCUUUCUCUUGGAUAACAUCGGUGGCGUGGAGAGAGGAGGUUGGUAUGCAUGGGUGACUGCUGGCCUUCCAUAAACAACCUUGCCCGGACUUGUGCCCCGGAGGGUAACUUUCUAGGUGCAAUCCCAUGGUCAAUGACCGAAGGAGGUCUCAAAUACUGUUUAUAUCU